UAUUUGUUUGGUGAAUAGGAGUGGCAAUGUCUCAACCCAAACUUAUCUUCAAGCCUUAACCAACUUUGAAAGGAUGAUCUAAAAGAAGAACAAAACCCCAAUUUCACAGUGUUUUUUGUGAAACUGAAAAUUUUGACAGUUGAGUUCCAUCCCAUCCCAGUCCGAAGCUAACCCUAGACGAAAAUGGUCUUCCAAUCCGCUAUCUCACCUUCUCUGCAACACUUGCCACUUGGGUCGCACACUUCAUUGGUCAUUCGAACCCUUCGAAGCCAUGAACACCCCAUUUCUUGUUCAUUCUCUGAGCUCCACAGCUACGGAGCAACUCUAAACCCCCAGCGAACAAAACCCAGAAACCCCAAGUUCAGGCUCCAUAAAUUCUCUCUUCAGAUUCUUGGAAGUGAAGUGACAUUGGGGCUGCCCUCAAUCUCAACAAGUUCUGAGAAUUUCUCGUGUAACGUUUUGAUUAAUGGCGAUAUUACAACUCCAAAAAGGCCAUUUAUCUGUUUACCUGCUUUCUCAUACGGAGCAAUGUCCUGGUUGACAUCGAUACAAGUGGCACAAGCUAGUGAAGAUGUCAAAAUGGAUCCGGUUUAUGAGGUUGGAGAGUUAUUUGAACUGGGAAUCCAGCUCUCUUACCUGCUUUUACUAUUAGGUUUUCUUGGGGUUGGAACCUUCUUUGUGAUUCGCCAAGUCCUUGUUCGAAGAGAACUUGAUCUUUCUGCAAAGGAAUUGCAAGAGCAAGUGAGAAGUGGCGAUGCUAGUGCAACUGAGCUUUUUGAACUUGGAGCGGUGAUGUUGAGGAGAAAAUUUUACCCAGCAGCUACUAAAUACUUGCUUCAGGCAAUUGAUAAAUGGGAUGGAGAUGAUCAAGAUCUUGCCCAAGUUCACAACGCCCUCGGUGUCAGUUAUAUCCGGGAUGGAAAGCUUGAUAAGGGAAUCGCUCAGUUUGAGACGGCUGUGAAGCUUCAACCAGGCUACGUCACAGCUUGGAACAACCUUGGAGAUGCCUAUGAGAAGAAGAAAGAAUUGAAGUCUGCUCUCAAGGCAUUCGAAGAAGUUCUGCUUUUCGAUCCCAAUAACAAGCUUGCACGGCCUCGUCGCGAUGCGUUGAAAGAAAAAGUGGAGAUGUACAAAGGCGUUUCUGUUAAAUCAAAGACAAGAUGAUUAUGAUUUUGGCAGGUGUAGUUCUCAUACAGGGACCUCGCAAAGCCAAGUCAGUAUGUUUUUUUGUGUCAAUCAGAAACAGUUCAAGAGGCAGCUUGGUUUGGGUUUUGAUGGAAAAUGAAACAGUUCAAGAGGUUGGCAAAGUUUUCAUUUAAUUGGGGAUGUGUUGAAAUCAUUUGAUCUUGUAUUAUAUGACAUCAAAACACAGAAGUUGUCAAAUUUUCAUUUCAGAGUAUAUAAAUGAGACUACCAUUAGUCUACAUAUAAAACCUGAUGUAAUUUGAUGAUUCAAAUGACCUCAUUUUGUGCUUCUCAAAUUCAUUUGAUUUUUAGGUGGAAAA
This is a messenger RNA of Camellia sinensis, 1505 nucleotides long. Its product is annotated as Tetratricopeptide repeat (TPR)-like superfamily protein. The record is from RefSeq and is a predicted model, not a curated record. Gene Ontology annotation, molecular function: protein binding. NCBI's taxonomy places the organism in Eukaryota, Viridiplantae, Streptophyta, Magnoliopsida, Ericales, Theaceae.